This is a messenger RNA of Dreissena polymorpha, 6740 nucleotides long. RefSeq lists its product as uncharacterized. Gene Ontology annotation, biological process: protein phosphorylation; protein import into nucleus; post-transcriptional tethering of RNA polymerase II gene DNA at nuclear periphery. Lineage: Eukaryota; Metazoa; Mollusca; Bivalvia; Myida; Dreissenidae. The coding region runs from base 371 to 2932 and encodes 853 amino acids. The transcript has 20 exons. The record is from RefSeq and is a predicted model, not a curated record. Gene Ontology annotation, molecular function: protein kinase activity; structural constituent of nuclear pore; ATP binding. Gene Ontology annotation, cellular component: nuclear pore cytoplasmic filaments; nuclear pore.
GUUAACUGUUAACAUAAGUGUUAGUGUACAAGUGUCGAUUAGUUGUGCAAUAUUUAUUUAUUUCUUUAAAAAGCGUUCAGUGUUUUUGUUACUCCUAUAAAUAUGAGGUCGAUUUUGGGGUAGCUUACGUCUAAUUAUUUGGACUACGUUUUGAGAACUUAGAGUGGAGGAUUACCUAGCGGGACGCAAAGGACAGGAACUGCCAUCAACAGGAUUCGGAUUCGCCUCCCCUGUCAGCUCGACCCAGCAGUCAGCGGCGUUCUCUCUCGAAGCCUCUAAAUAUACUGGAUUUGGAACAACACGGUGCGGGGGUCAGGCCCAGCAGCCAGGUACAUUGGCAAAGUUUAUUCCGAUUGCGGGCACGGAUACAAUGGUAAACAAAGGUACCACCCGGACCAUCAAUACGCGGCUCCAGUGUAUCACAGCCAUGAAGGAGUAUGAGAAUAAAAGUUUGGAGGAACUUAGAGUGGAGGAUUACCUAGCGGGACGCAAAGGACAGGAACUGCAAACAACAGGAUUCAGAAUCGCCUUCCCUGUCACGUCGACCCAGCAGUCAGCGGCGUUCACUCUCGAAGCCUCUGAACAUACUGGAUUUGGAACAACAAGCACGGGGACCACUGGGUUCGGCCAGCCAGCUGCCAGCACGGGGAGUGGAAGCUUUGGGAUGUCCACUCCAGCAACAGAAGGACUGUUUGGUAAUAAGCGAGCAUUUGACACUCAGACUACGGCCUCAACCAGUUUUGGUUCUGGAUCUAUGACCGGUUCCAACCUGUUCUCUGAGCAAAUCUCAACCCGCACCGCGUUGUAUUGCGUAUUCACCACGGAAACCACCCAGCCCACUGACUUUGGUGCAAGGUGCAGCGGUCAGGCCCAGCAGCCAGGUACACUGGCAAAGUUUAUUCCGAUAACGGGCACGGAUACAAUGGUAAACAAAGGUACCACCCGGACCAUCAAUACGCGGCUCCAGUGUAUCACAGCCAUGAAGGAGUAUGAGAAUAAAAGUUUGGAGGAACUUAGAGUGGAGGAUUACCUAGCGGGACGCAAAGGACGGGCACUGAUGACAACAGGAUUCGGAAUCGCCUUCCCUGUCAUGUCGAUCCAGCAGUCAGGGGCGUUCGCUCUCGAAGCCUCUAAACAAACUGGAUUUGGAACAACAAUUGAGAGUCAAAUGGAACGCUUUGUAAAAGGUGCAUCCGUGCCAUUAGCAGAUGGACCCCAGCCAGAGUGUAGUUACAGCAAGAAAAUUAGUCUGCCUGAAACAAAAGUAUCUCGGGUGCAGCCAGAAUUACAGUUGCAACCUGCCUCUAAAAUGGCCCUACCACCACCUUCUGCUUUGGAACCAGUCAACAAGAGAAGACAGUCUUCUGUAGUGAGGUUUGAUCAUGAUGGACCCAAACCACUCUACAGAGAGAAUGUUGACUCAAGCUCCAUAAAAUUUGGUACUGAAGAAAUGUGUGCAGAGUUUGCAACCAAGUUAUUUCUAUCAUCUCCUUCGGUGUCAGAGACAACAGGAGUAAUAACAAACCUUGAUGUCUAUACAAAUAUACAGCAAAUUUGUCAAACGGAAGUACAGAGAAGUGGACCAAAAGGUCGAUUUGGAUUAGUCACAUCAAUAACACUUAUUGGUGGCAAGAGCAUCGUAAGGAAAAGGAUACAAAGGCAGGAGUUUUCCAAGAAUGAGGUGAUCAUACUUUGCAACAUCAAACAUUCUAGCAUCAUCAAACUCUAUGGAGUUGUCGCAACACCUGAACAUGUUGACCUACUAAUGGAAAAUGGCGGCAUGAAUCUGUGUGAUUACAUGAAGCUGUAUCCAAAACUGCAACAUUCCACUAUCUUGACGUUGUUCAGGCAACUGAUGAGCGGCUUACAAUAUCUUCAUGAAGGUGGCCAUCGACAUCUGGAUAUAAAACCUGCCAACAUAUGCAUCUCUCAAGAUUUACUCAAGAUUAUUGAUUUUGGGUCUGCCAAAAUGAGUUCUGAGGUGAAUGACUUCAAGGGCAUGACACCGCAAUACAGAGCUCCAGACAUUGACAGAUAUCCACAACAAGGGUGUGAGGAUGAAGAGAUUGCCGGAAAGGCCGACAUGUUCUCAGCUGGUCUGGUCUUGAUGUAUAUGUUGACUGGAAAUCAUUUUCUUAAAAGAGAUGGAGAUGCGUCCAAAGCUGGAAAGUCAUUUCUUGCAUGGCUGCACAUGAAUAGACCAUUCAUCCCAAAGAAGUUCACAGAAUUAUAUCGCAAUGUGGUGGUUAAUCUCUUGAAGGACAAUCCGUCCGAAAGAUGGACUUCGUCUCAGGUGUUGGAUGUUCUGAAAGAAAAUGUUGAAAGUCAAGAACUCCAGGAAAAGACUCCAAGAGGAAGAGGAGACAAUCAACCAACCAGCAGGGACUCCACAUCUAUCAGUGAUGCUAAAGAUACAGCUCAUAUUAACAUCAAGAAUGAAACCAUGGGAGUAUCCUGUCCAAGGGAGAACAUGCCUGCAACACUGGUCGACCUUCAUGAAGGCACUGUUCAAAACUUGCCCGCCACCAACAUCGAAGUGGUGAACACGGUUUCUGAAGGAAGGAAGCCUGUAGCCAGUUUCAAGGAGCCUAGACUGGACCCUCAAGAUGGUACGGAAAGGUCAAUUUGCAAGGCUCCCAAUACUGAAGGAUGGAAACCAACUGGUUUGGUAGUAACUCUCAGUCAAUCAGCAAAAGUCAUCGAUGAUAAAACAGCAGUUGUGGACCAAGCAGAGGAUCAACAUGCAGGACAGGAAGCAGAUGAAAGUGGUAUGUCAACUGCAGAUACAUCGGGUGUUACAGAUGAGGGAGAAGAACAUCAACCUUUCACAGAUGAUGCUUUAGCAGACGAUGCUGCUAGAGAUUGGAGUAUGAGGGACCCACCUGAUGAUCAACAGAACAAUCAGUUGCCUUGUUUUGAUGAGCUGUUGUAGGAUAUGGACAGUUCCAGUUGUAUCAUAUAAUGAGGGAAUGCUUCAUAUCCGAAGACCUGGGCUUAUAGAAACUGUUUAAUCAUCAUUAUUUGUGGAACUUUCUUUGUUUUCAUGGGUUGUCUAAUCCACAAAUUUAACACACAAACAUCAAAAAAAUAACCUAUGCUCAUUACUAUUAUGUUUCCAUAAUCACAAAUCCUGGAUUUAAUGUCUACAAAAAAGUCAUUUUUUGAAAAAAACAAAAAAACAAAAUGUCAUGCUUACGAAUAUAAAUAAUUUUACAAUAUGAAAAAAAAGUAUUUUUGAGUAUACCUCAACUUAAAGUAGUUGAGAUCAAGAAUAUGAAUCUCUUAGCACCCAAGCAUUCUGAAUGCUUAUUAGUCCCCUACCGGUUUCACCGGAGGGGACUUACGGUUUUGUAUCCGUCAGUCCGUCACACUUUUCUGGAUCCUGCGAUAACUCUAAAAGUUCUUAAUAUAUUUUCAUGAAACUUGGAAUAUGGAUAGAUGGCAAUAUGGACAUUAUGCACGUCAUUUUAUUUUGUUCCUACGUCAAAAAUUGUGGUUGCUAUGGGAACAAAUAGACUAGAAAUACUGCUGAAAAUGGUGUUUUUUUCUGGAUCCUGUGAUAACUUUAAAAGUUCUUAAUAUUUUUUCAUGAAACUUGAAACAUGGAUAGAUGGCAAUAUGGACAUUAUGCACGUCAUUUAAUUUUGUUCCUACGUCAAAAAAUUAUGGUUGCUAUGGCAACAAAUAGACUACAAAUAAUGCUGAAAAUGGUGGUUUUCUGGAUCCUGCGAUAAACAUGGAAAAUGGAUAGAUGGCAAUAUGGACAUUAUGCACGUCAUUUCAUUUUGUUCCUACGUCUAAAAUUAUGGUUGCUAUGGCAACAAAUAGACUAGAAAUACUGCUGAAAAUGGUGUUUUUCUGGAUCCUGCGAUAACUUUAAAAGUUCUUAAUAUUUUUUAAUGAAACUUGGAACAUGGAUAGAUGGCAAUAUGGAAAUUAUGCACGUCAUUUCAUUUUGUUCCUACGUCAAAAAUUGUGGUUGCUGUGGUAACAAAUAAAAAAAGUAUUCUGACAAUGGUGGAGCCGGUAGGGGACUUUUAUUACUUGGCAAUAGUCUUGUUGUCAUUGCUUUUUAUAAACAUGUAAUUUUUGUUUUGGCAUACAUGUAUAUAUGCAUCAAAAUUUGUUUGAAACAAUUGUUUUCAUCUUUUGUAAAAUAGUUUUUAGUUCCAUCAUCUGCAAGUGAUAUUUCCACAAUGCAACAUUUUUAUUUGAAGUUUAAGGUAUUCAAAUGUUAUUAUAAUACUUGUUAGUAGGGAAUAGAUGUUUUGCUGGUACCACUUAGUGUUUUUGUUUAGAUAUUUUAUUUGAAUGUUAAUGCAAUAUUUUAAUUCUGUGACAUUAAUUCAUUUUCUGUGCAGAAUGAUGUUUAAUUUAUACCAUGAAUGUAACUAACUCUUUAGGAAAAAAAAUGACUCUGCUUUGUUUGGUGUUAUUUUGCUGUGGAAAUCAGUAAAUUUAAUGUUACAAGUUAAAGUAUAUCAGAUUAAUUUUGUUAUGUUUAUUCAAUGGUGUGGUUGUAUUGAGUUUUUGUUGGGUCAUGAACUGUAUAUCUAGUUGCCCAAUAACCUUAAAACAACCGCCACUCAUUGUUAAAUGUAUAUAUUUAUGUUUGUAUACUAUUUGCAUUCGGUUGUUGUUCUAGCGUUAUUAUAUUUGAUUGUUUGGAUUGAUAUCUGAUGUAAACAAACAUUGAAUUAUGUUUUGUUAUUGCUUUGAAUGAUUUAUGAAUUUAUUUUGUUUAAAUAGUGGAUUAACACAUUCAAUUGCACCAUCGUUUGAAUAGAUUUAACGUUAUUUCUUUUCUUGCAACAGAAAACAAUGCAUUCAUUUGUUUUGGAAAUUUUAAAUACUUUGUCAUCAGAAUAACACAAUAUUCAAAAUAACCCAUGCUGAAAUGUAUCUUUAUAAUGCAAUAUAAUUUCAAUUAACAUGUAGUGAUUGAAAAGUUACUCUGUAUACUAGCUUUGUGUAUAGACAUUGUGAUUGAAACUUAAGUUGCUAUUCUAGAUUUGUGUGAGCACGUUGUGAUUGGGAUUGAGAAAUGCAUGAAUAGAUGCUGAGACUGGGUAUGUUUUAUAUUAGACAUCUUAUUAUGUUUAUAUACAUGUUAUGUGAUCGGGGGAUGAUGUCAACAACAAUAAUUGGGAAAGAAAUUUGCAAAUAUUUGUUGACAACAAAAAUCAUUUGUUCGGACAAUGCAAAAACGACAUGAACUUUUUUACUAUUGAAAAUCAUUGUGCUAUCACUAUGAUUAUUCAUGUUUUACAUCAAUUAGGAAUGUGUGUAUGAAUUGAUAAAUAUAAUGGAAAAUCAAUUGUAUAAAACGCUUUUCUGCUUAGGGUAGGAAGCUUUAUAUGGACAUGGUUAUUGCGAAUUUAUGCAUGGAUACUUGUAGAAAAUAUAUAUAAAUAUAUAUAUGGUCGCUGCAAUGGGGAAUUUUUCAUACAUAUAUAAACAAGUAUCUCUUUAUAAUUGGAAUUUAUGAAUGACUGCAGGUUAGAAGUGUGUGUAUACACUUUAAAUGUGCAACUGUUAAUGAUUUUUAUGUCAAAUUAUAUUAUUGAAAUGAAAAUGCAUUUUAAAGCUUUUGUUUUUACUAUUUAUAAAAUAUUUAAGUGUUGUAACGUGCAGUUUAAAUACAAACAUUGUUUUUGGCCUUUUAACCAUUAUUAUAGUGCUGGUGUUUUAAGACUUGAACCAACUAUUCUAUACAUGUAGCUGUUAAUUGUCUGGUAACUAAGUACUGGGAUUUUAUGUUUGUUUAUUGAAGUUUAAUUUGAUUGAUAGACACCUGGAUAAUCUAUGCUUAAUAAUUUACUAGUUUAUUGAUCCUAUCAUUUUACAUGCUGCAAAUGUUGUCAUCAUAUAUGUUUAAUUUUAUGAUUUGUUGAUUUUAUAGAAACUCUAAUAAUUGGAUAGUAUUAAAUGAACUUUUAAUUUGAUUCUUUUGAAAGAAAAUAAUUUUAAAAUCGUGUUGAUGAUAUCUUUAUAUGAAAUAGUACUUAAGGAAUUAUGUACUGAAAUUAUGAGAAUAUGAUUUUGGUAAUGAAUUUGGUACCAUGUAUAUAUAAAUUGUAAAUGUAUAACCAUUGUGUUUGUAAUAACAUGUCUUGAACUGUUAUUUGUACACUUAGUUUUUCAAUGGAUUCGUGGGGCCUUAGAACCGUCGCUUACAACACAAAAAGUGAAAUGCUUAUAUCUAAUAAAUUACCGCACAUGCUUAGACUCACACUUGUGUUAAAAGGAAAAUUAAAAUUUUCAAUUAAUGUUUGUGAUAAAUACGAAUUCAAGAAUUCUGACUUAUUGUAUCUAAUUUACAACUAACUCACUAAGCAUUGGGCUUAUUCUAUUCAAUAAACAAUGUAAUAAUUAAGGUUUGAAUAAAUAGUUUUAGAUACAAAAUUUUAUAGACUAAGCAUUGAAAUUGCUUUAUCCAAGCAAUAUAAAACUUGUAUACUAAAACAUGGAUUUAUUGUAUUCAUAAACAACUUUAAGGCCAAGAAACGGACUAAUCGUAUCAUAAAAAAUCCUAAGACUAUAAAAUAUUGUAUAGAAUAAUCAGAUUAAAGAGAAUGCAUUGGACUUAGUGAAUCACAUGAACAACAUAAAGACCAGUCAUUGGAUAUAUUGUUUCCAAUAAACAACUUAAAGGCAAGGAAUUCGACCUAUUUUACUUCAUGAACAAUUUAAAGACUCAACUUUGGACUCAUUGUAUAUAUAAACAAUAAUAACACAAA